UGCUGUUAGCAACAGAAUAUAAAGGGGGAGGAGGUGAGUUUGAGAAGAAAAGAGAGAAACAAACUAUAAAUGAAAAGAGAGAGAUAAUCUCAAACUUCUCAGAAGAAGAAAAACAAAGCCUACUACUACCACCACCACCACUAUAUAUUACUAUUAUGUACUGCUACUAAAACCCAUCAUCCCUUAUAUAUAUAUAGAGAGAGAGUGAGCUGUUUGAGAGAGAUACAAGAAAACAGAAGAGAAGAGAAGUGUUUUUAUAGAGGAAGGAAGUGAAGAGAGAAUGGAGGAAGAGGGUUCAAAGAAGUGUCUAUGGUUACUGUUCAGUUUGUCCUUGGUAUUACUAGUAGUAUUAAAAGUGAUGGGGUUUUUAUGGUGGAGACCAAAAAGAAUUGAAGAACAUUUUUCAAAACAAGGGAUCAAAGGACCUCCAUAUAGAUUCUUUAUAGGGAAUGUUAAAGAGCUUGUUUCUUUGAUGCUUAAAGCUUCUUCUACACCUAUGCCGCUUUCUCAUAAUAUCCUGCCUAGAGUUUUCUCUUUUUAUCAUCAUUGGAAGAAAAUCUAUGGAGGAACAUUUCUUGUGUGGUUCGGACCGACGCCACGAUUAACCGUUGCGGAUCCGGACCUGAUUCGGGAAAUCUUCACAUCAAAAUCAGAAUUUUAUGAGAAGAAUGAGAAUCACCCACUUAUUAGACAGCUUGAAGGUGAUGGUUUAUUAAGCCUUAAAGGUGAAAAAUGGGCACACCAUAGAAAAAUCAUCACCCCAACUUUUCAUAUGGAAAAUCUCAAAUUGUUGAUACCAGUGAUGGGAGACAGUGCAGUAGAAAUGUUAGAGAAAUGGUCAGAGAUGUGUGGUACCAGUGGAGAAGUAGAGUUGGAAGUAACAGAAUGGUUUCAAUCUUUGGUUGAAGAAGUUAUUACAAGAACUGCUUUUGGCAGCAGUCAUGAAGAAGGAAAAGCUGUUUUUAAGUUGCAACAAGAACAAAUGAUUUAUGCAGCUGAAGCUUUUCAAAAGGUUUUCAUUCCAGGAUACAGGUUCCUUCCUACGAAAAAGAACAGGUGUUCUUGGAAGCUGGAUAAAGAAAUCAAGAAAUCUCUGAUUACGUUAAUAGAACGGCGAAAACAAAACAACAGCCAAUUUGUUGAUGGGUGUUCUAAAGAUUUACUGGGACUUAUGAUCAAUGCCGGUUCGAAAGAAACGACGUUAGUCCGGUCGGAUUCUUCGUCGUCGACUUCGACUAUAACCAUACUUGACAUUGUUGAAGAGUGCAAGAGUUUCUUCUUCGCCGGUAAACAGACUACAUCAAAUUUACUCACCUGGAUUACAAUUUUACUGGCUAUGCAUCCGGAAUGGCAAAAAUUGGCACGUGACGAAGUUUUGAAAAUUUGUGGAUCACGUGAUGUACCAACGAAGGAUGGCGUGGCGAAACUUAAGACGUUAAUGAUGAUCGUCAAUGAAACAUUGAGACUGUAUCCACCGGCAAUCGCAACGAUUAGACGGGCUAAAACAGACGUUGAACUUGGCAGUUAUAAGAUCCCAAGUGGAACGGAGCUUCUAAUACCCAUCUUAGCAGUGCAUCAUGACCAAGCGUUAUGGGGAAAUGAUGCAACAAUGUUCAAUCCGGCUCGGUUUUCCGAAGGAGUGGCUCGUGCUGCUAAGCAUCCUAUGGCGUUUAUACCAUUUGGCCUUGGUGCACGUACAUGUAUUGGACAAAAUCUUGCAAUUUUACAAGCAAAGCUAGCAAUAGCUGCAAUACUUCAACGGUUUUCGUUUAGCUUAUCGCCGAGUUACCAACACGCGCCAACAGUCCUGAUGCUUUUAUAUCCACAACACGGUGCACCAAUUACAUUCCGGCGACUGACGGAACCAAUCAGUAGUACUAGUAGUCAAGAUCAAGGCUGAUUUACAAGAUAAGCUUUAUAACACCACCACCGGUAGCAAAUUAAGAUGCAACAUGGGUCUUGAUUACAAGAUGCAAGAAGGGUCAAGAUUACAGAUUUUGCAAGGGCUGAGCCACCACAAGAAAUCACCCUGUGGGUAGUACACUCGAUUUAAAGACCAUUUUGCCCUCCUCUGUCCCCGAUUGGAUAUAUAUACUGCCUUCACCCAAGUACAGUGGUACUACUAACAACCCACAGCCUGUGUUUUCUAUCAAAUGUCCAAAUUAACCUCAGUGUGUUACUGUAGCGUUUGUUAGAUUUUUCAAUGAGAGAUCUUUUAUCUCUGCGUGUAUGUAAUGUAUACUUCCUGUUAACUCCUUUUUUUUCUUCUUUCAUCCUAUACAAUUUGGUAACCCCUACACAUUUGUGAAUGUUACAUGGUUUCUACUCCAAA
Messenger RNA from Papaver somniferum (opium poppy), 2332 nucleotides. Its product is annotated as cytochrome P450 734A1-like. The record is from RefSeq and is a predicted model, not a curated record. The transcript is spliced from 5 exons. Bases 281 to 1900 code for a protein of 539 amino acids. Gene Ontology annotation, molecular function: monooxygenase activity; iron ion binding; oxidoreductase activity, acting on paired donors, with incorporation or reduction of molecular oxygen. Lineage: Eukaryota; Viridiplantae; Streptophyta; Magnoliopsida; Ranunculales; Papaveraceae. Gene Ontology annotation, biological process: brassinosteroid homeostasis; brassinosteroid metabolic process.